Molecule: messenger RNA, 363 nt
Organism: Aspergillus japonicus CBS 114.51
Lineage: Eukaryota; Fungi; Ascomycota; Eurotiomycetes; Eurotiales; Aspergillaceae
Exons: 1
Coding region: 1-363 (120 amino acids)
Source: RefSeq, a predicted model, not a curated record
AUGCCAGUUCCGAAUCCAAAACUCGACGGAAGGCUUGAGCAUGCCAUCACAUCCACUUCCCCAGAAAUCCUGCAGAACGUCGUGAAAGACCUCUGUGCAGACAUGCCGGAAGCGCGAAACCACCUCUCUUCUCGGCUACUCUUACCCGAAGAACAGAUCGUUUUAGUCAAGAGCACAGAGACCACCAAUGGUCCCCUGGAAGCCGGGAGCAAGAGAAAGAGAGGAUCUCAAGAUUCUGUCCCCGCGUCGGACGAGAACAAGAAGGUCAAGCUCCGUUACGCGACCUGCCAGAAUUGCACCGAAGAAUUCGACGUGACGGAGAAUACGAGCACGAGCUGCCAUUUUCACCCGAGUAAGACUUGA